UUAAAUCUUCAUAGUCUGGAUGUUUGUUUUAUUUUACCGGAACGUAAGGCGGUGCAAUUUGUGAUAGUUGUCACGUUGUUUUCCGAAUUUUUCAAAGCAUGGACCCUGCCAGGGUGGUUGAAGCUUUAAGCAAUACCUUACUGGCUGAUAAACAGGAAAAUGGAACCAAAAUACUCAAUGAGAUGCAUAAAAUCAUUGGAUUUGUCCCUACCCUAUUAAAAAUAAUCCUUGAAGAUACUAUUGAUGUUGGCGUACGACAGGCAGCAGCUUUAUAUUUCAAAAACAACAUUUCCGAGUGGUGGAAGCAAGAAGAACCGGAGGAAUCUGGCGAGUUAAGAUUUAGUAUACAUGAACAAGAUAAACAAGCUAUCAGAAGUUCUAUUGUAGCAGCUGUUGUCUCGGCACCAAUUCCUUUGCAAACUCAUCUACAGGUGGCUCUUUCUAAAAUAAUAGAGCAUGAUUUUCCUGUUCGUUUUCAAGAGUUCCCCGAACAAGUUAAACAUUUCCUGGAAUCAAACGAUCGCCAUCAUUUACGAGGAGCUCUCACUUGUCUUUAUGCUUUUGUUGGAGUUUAUACUUACAAAAAGAAUGAUGAGCGCCAAAAUACGGUCUCGGUGAUGCAAGUUUUCUUUCCAAUUUUGUAUUCAACGUUGUCGAAUCUCAUUGUUGACGAAUCUGAGGAUUCCUAUAUACUCCAAACACUAAUCAUCAAAAUAUUCUUCUCAUUUAUAAAUUAUCAUUUCCCACUAGAUGCAAUGAGUAAAGAGCUAUUCGGUCAUUGGAUUGAUAUACUUUGUACUGUACUAGGAGAUUUCAAAGUAACUCAACCAGACACUUCAAGUUCCACCUGGAAACGAAAAAAAUGGGCUUUAAAAAUACUCAAUAGAGUUCUCACUCGUUAUGGUAGUCCGGGCGCUGUCAUAAAGCGGUAUCAGCCAUUCGCUGAGUGGUAUUUAAAAGCCUUCUCCGGGCAAAUAAUAUCAAUACUUCUAAAUAUAUGUGAAGCAUACAGGCAGAAAUCAUUUGUUUCUAAACCGGUUCUUAGUCAAACGUUGGACUAUUUUUCAUCGGCAUUAGCUCAUUCGUUUUCCUGGAAAUUACUACGACCACACUUCUCACUUUUGGUCCGUGAGGUUAUAUUUCCGUUAAUGUCAUACACUGAAGAGGAUGCUGAAUUGUGGGAAGACGACCCGAUAGAAUAUAUUCGAGCCGAAUCUGGUGACUGGGGUUCGGUAUCUAGUCCAGCAAGUGCAGCAUCUACCCUUCUAAAUGAAGCAUGUAUUAAGCGACGUGGUGUCUUAAAUAAUAUAAUGCCGUUCUGUAUCCAUAUAUUGAGUUCCGAAAGUUCACCUAUUGAGAAGGAUGCUGUUUUGCACAUGUACACAGCUAUUGCUGAGAUCUUAUUAAAAAAUCCUGCAUACAAGUCUCAAUUAGAGUCAUUUCUUGUUGGUCAUGUCCUACCAACUUUGCAUGCUCCUGAAGGAUAUCGUCGUGCUAGAGCUUACAGAUUGCUGGAAAAAUUAUCAGAAGCUAAAUUCAACGACCAAAAUAUUUUUGCCCAAGUUGUUGAUGAAGUAAGAAAAGCUGCAUGCUUUGACUCGGAACUACCAGUCCGUGCAUUUGCUGCACUCUGUCUUUCAGAAUUAGUUCGAUGUCAAGAAGCUGCUCAUCAAUUUGUGGCUCCUCAUUUACAUGAACUGCUGAUACGUUUAUUGGAGCUUCUUCGACAAACUGAAUUUGAUGAUUUAAACAAUGUUAUCGAAAUAUUCAUACAUACAUUUGAAAAAGAAAUUCUUCCAAUCGCUUCUGAGAUUAUGCAAACUUUGUCAGAUACAUUUCUUCAGCUUGUUAAUAUAUCGAAGAAUGGAUCACCUAACGAAUCAAACGAGAUUGCAGAUACAGAAGACAUCUUUGAGUAUCGGUCUAUAGUUGCUACAAGUGUUCUAGAUAAUAUGGAGUCCAUUUUACAAGUUGGUGAAGAUAAUGAAAAUCUUGUUGCACAGCUUGAACCGAUUGUUGUGCGUUUAAUUCAGUCUAUAUUUGAUCAUAACUUGAGUGUAUUCUUCGACGAAGCUCUCACUUUCAUUUUCUCACUGACAACUAACAAGAUUUCUCCACUAUUGUGGCAACUUUUUGAUCAGCUCUAUCCUGUAUUCAAAAAAGAUGCUUGUGAAUGUUUUUCUGAAAUGAUGCCGUGUUUACAUAAUUACAUAACAGUGGACCGUGAGGCUUUCCUGGCAAAUCCUUCACGUAUUGAACAAGUUACUGCUAUGUGUUUGGAGGUUUUCGCAAUGGAUGAUCAAGAAAGAUUACAAAUGCAUGCUGCCAAAUUACUUGAAGUGAUUUUACUUGAUUAUCGAGGUCAAGUAAAUCCAUAUGUACCUAAAUAUGUUGAAAUGGCGCUUACACGUCUUACACGCCCGCUUGUUUCAAGUGAACUUAGAACACUUUGCAUACAGGUGGUAAUUGCUGGACUACUUUACUCACCUAUGGAUAUGCUUCAUAUGAUGGUUGAGCAUCCGUGGCCUGGGACAGAGGUUAACAUUUUAUCCGAGUUCCUUAAACGAUGGAUUCAAGAUGCAGACUGUUUCCUUGGAUUGCAUGAUCGUCGUCUUUGUGUCCUAGGACUUUGUUUGAUUAUUUCUCUCCCUGCUGAUAAACGAACAGAUGCAAUUGUAACACUCAGUGAAAAGUAUAUUCCAUCACUUCUGCUACUAUUUUCUGGACUGAAAAAAGCGUACGCAGCAAAAGCUUCUAGUCAAAACGAAGAUGAUUCAGAUGAAGAAGACUCUGAAACAGAAGAAGAUUUAGAAGGGAAAGCUCUGGGAAGCGAUGAAGAUGAAGUAGACGAAGAAAGUGUUCGUUAUUUGGAAAUGUUGGAGGCAACUGAAAAUUCAGAUGGUGAUGAUGAUGAUGAUGACGACGAUGAUGAUGAUGAUGAAGAAGAGACACUGGAAGCGUUCGAUACACAAAUGGAUAAGUCAGAAUGUGAUAUGGAUGAAUAUGUGACAUUUUAUCGUGUAAUGACUGAAUUGGAAAGUUCUGAUUAUGCAUGGUAUAGUCAGUUGAUUAAUCAUCUUUCUGAAGAACAACAAAAUGAUCUCAAAGGAGUAGUGAACACGGCUGUGAAAUGUAUCCAACAAAAAGAGUCUAAAAUUAUUGAACAAGCUGGCGGAUACACUUUCUCACCGACUAUUCCUAGCAGCUUUGAUUUUGGUUCACCUAAUGGACAAACUGGAUAAGUAGAUGUGUGUGUGUGUGCGUGUGUGUGCGCGCUUAUGUUUUUAAACUCUGAUAUUAAAAACAAAUCUCUAAACCUUUCCAAUGCUUUUUGUAUAGGAUGAUAUAAUGAUUUAGUUUGAUGAUGAAAAUGCAAAAUGCAAAAAUGUGUUCAACAUUUUUAUUAUCUAACAACUGGAAAAAAAAAAGAAAUAAUACACAACGCGGCCCAUUGUGCUACUUUUAUUUCUAAAGUGUUUUUGCUAAACUUAUUAUGAUUUUGUUUCCAACCGCCCCCGCCCCUCACCCCCAGUUCUCUCCCUUUAUCAGAUAAUGUACACAUGUGUGUAAUGCUCUUGUUUUUAUGCUUUGUUUGUGUUUCUCUCCUCAAUUCCGAACUCUGUUUGUCUCCUUUCUUCCUUCCUUCCUCACUCUUUUGUCAGAAGGAGAAUGCGUCUUACGCUCCUUCGAACCAAUAUUCCAUUGCACAUAUAUGCAUAUAUAUAUAUAUAUAUAUAUAUAUAUAUAUAUAUAUUCGCGUUCCUCUAUACUUUUCCUUUUGUUAUUACUGACUACAAUGUGUGUGUGUAUGAGAUGAUAAUAAUGAUGAUGACAGUUGUUGAUUGACAAUGACACGUGUUUUUGAGAAAAGAAAACCUAUUUUUGUUUUUCUUCGGUAUCAAAAUGUUUUUUUUUCUGUUUCUUUCUUUCGGUUUUUAUCAUUAUUAUUAUUAUUAUUUUAAAAUACCCCUAUUUUCAUUUACAAAUCCUAAACAUGCUAGUUCGAUUUUUUUUUCUAGAAAAAAAAAAUCUGAAUUAAAACGUGUUGUUCAAAUUAAAUUGUAUGUUGGUUUAUCUUUGCUCUUUUCAAAGAAGAAGAAAAAAAAUGAAAACUAUUGUAUUUCCCCAGAUCACAUCGCCUUUUU
Molecule: messenger RNA, 4145 nt
Organism: Schistosoma turkestanicum
Lineage: Eukaryota; Metazoa; Platyhelminthes; Trematoda; Strigeidida; Schistosomatidae
Source: the annotation of a GenBank genome assembly